UACCAUCGAUUAAUAUACAAUGAUAUAUUGAUGAGAAAAAUGUUUUAUAUAUUCUUUAGAUUUUAGCAUUUUGUGAUUUACAUGGACAUAGUCGAAAAUCAAAUGUGUUUGCAUAUGGUUGUGAUGGAUGCGAUGGAAUAAAUCGAGAUAUGAAAAACUUUUUAAACGCUAGAGUAUUACCAUUUAUCAUGUCACGAACGGUAUGA
Messenger RNA from Didymodactylos carnosus, 206 nucleotides. NCBI's taxonomy places the organism in Eukaryota, Metazoa, Rotifera, Eurotatoria, Philodinida, Philodinidae. The record is from the annotation of a GenBank genome assembly.